UGUCAUAGGAUGAACCCUGCUGGACCAUUCUUACUGUCUGUAAUAUCGUGUCUGGUGUGGCUCUCCUGGGGCUUUGAUCCGGCUCCAAGUGCUUGCUCCGCCUUGGCCUCUGGGGUCCUCUACGGAUCCUUUUCUCUGAAGGACCUCUUCCCCACUGUCUCCACUGGCUGCUCAUGGACCCUGGAGAACCCCGAUCCAACCAAAUACUCCCUGUAUCUCAAGUUCAACCGGGAGGAGCAAGUCUGCACCCACUACUCUCCCAUGGUGCUUCCGCUGGACCAUUACCUCUCCAAUGACACCUGCAACCAGCCCGGAGCGACUGCCCUGCCCCAGGAGGGGGGAGAAGAAGAGGAGGAGGAGGAAGAGGUGGGCUUGGAGCUUUGCCAAGGUGGGGGCCCCUUUGCCUUUUUUCAUUUCGACAAGAACUUUGUGCAGCUCUGCCUGGCAGAGGAGCCCGAAGCAGCCAGCCGCUUGCUGCCCCCCGAAGCCGUGGAGUUCCGCUUUGUGGAGGUCCUCCUGAUCAAUAACAACAAUUCCAGCCAGUUCACCUGCAGUGUCCUGUGCCGUUGGUUGGAGGACUGCCUUCGGCUGGGUUCCAGCCAACCCUGCGGUCUCUCACAAACGGGCUGCACCUGCCAGACACCCCGAACCUUGCCGGCUCCUCCAGAGGUCAACCAGACGCUCUCCAAUGCCCUGACGCCCCCUGCUACCAGCAGCAGCAGAAGCAACUGCUGUGUGACCCAAUUGCAUUCUGGGAAUGCGAAUGAUGUAUAUUCUCCAGAGAUUAAGCACGGUGGUGGUGUGCAAGAAGAUCAAAAGGUGAAAACACAGUGGCCACGGUCAGCAGAUGAACCAGGAGUAUAUAUGGCACAAACAGGUGAUCCAGCAGCAGAAGAGUGGUCCCAAUGGAGUGUCUGUUCCCUCACCUGUGGGCAGGGCACCCAGGUGCGAACACGCUCCUGUGUCUCAUCGCCUUACGGGACUCUGUGCAGUGGCUUGCUGCGGGAGACCAGGACGUGCAACAACACUGCCACCUGCCCAGUGGAAGGCCAGUGGCUGGACUGGGGAUCCUGGAGCCGGUGCUCUGUGUCAUGCUCCAACGGUACUCAGCAGCGGACCCGCAAGUGCAGUGUCUUGGCUCAUGGCUUGGCAGAGUGCAAAGGAGCUCACGCUGAUGCCAGGGAGUGUUACAAUCCAGAAUGUUCAGCUGCGAGUAAAUGGGGUCCAUGGAACGACUGGAACUUGUGCUCCAAGACUUGUGACACAGGCUGGCAGAAACGUUUCCGGAUGUGCCAGGGGACAGGAGUACAAGACUACCCGUGUGAGGGCAGUGGGGAAGAAGUGAAGACAUGCAACGAGAAAAAAUGCCCAGCUUUCCAUGAGAUGUGCAGGGAUGAAUCCAUUGCCCUGAUGACUUGGAAGAAAGCUGCAGCCGGCGAAAUAGUCUACAACAAAUGCCCAUCUAAUGCUACAGGAUCUGCCAGCCGACAGUGCCUGCUCAACUCCCAUGGUGUGGCUUACUGGGGCAUGCCCAGCUUCGCACGCUGCAUUUCCCAUGAGUACCGAUACUUACAUCUUUCA
Python bivittatus (Burmese python) is the source of this 1581-nucleotide messenger RNA. Lineage: Eukaryota; Metazoa; Chordata; Lepidosauria; Squamata; Pythonidae. The record is from RefSeq and is a predicted model, not a curated record.